Ectocarpus sp. CCAP 1310/34 is the source of this 2242-nucleotide messenger RNA. The record is from the annotation of a GenBank genome assembly. NCBI's taxonomy places the organism in Eukaryota, Phaeophyceae, Ectocarpales, Ectocarpaceae.
AUGGCUGCUCCCUCCAGCGCCGUCGCUCAAGCGCAAGCUGCAGCCGCGCUCGCAGCAGAAGAACAAGCCGCAGCAGCAGCGGCCGCAGGGGAGGAGCAGCCGGAGGCAGCGGCGGCAGCGGCGGCACAAGCAGCGGCGGCAGCAGCGGCACAAGCAGCGGCGGCAGCGGCUGCACAAGUAGCGGCGGCAGCAGCAGUGGUGGUGCAUCCUCCUCCCCCUCCCGUCAACCAAAACCCUGAGGUGAACGUGGGAGGAGACCAGCCCGCCGUGAAUCUCAACGCAGUCCUCCAGCAACUUUUGGCUGGUCAACAAGCGCAGGCUGUCUUCAAUGCGAACAUCGCGCAGCAACUGGAGCAAUUGCAUCAGCAGCAACCACCGGUCGCCGCCCCGUUCGCUGGCCAAUUCCUGGCGGAGCCUGCGGGAGGAGUUCUACACCCCCUCCCGGCCAUCGGAGGAGUUCCGCACCCCCACCCGCCCGCUGCUGCUGCCCCGGCUCGCGCGGCCGCGCCCGCCGGUCUGUCGGAGGGCGCGAAGCUGGCGGCCAAGCUUCAGGCGAAUUUGUGGGCCACGGACGCGGCCACACCCAAGUGGUUCAUCAUUCGCGGCGGCUUCCAUGUCGGGCGCGUCAUGAACAAGGAGCGGCUUACCCUAGCGACUAGAAAAUUCGCUCUCAUCACCGACAAGGCGGCCGCGCAAAUCUCUAAAUUGACGGACUUUGCGGCCGAGCACUUCUUCACCAAGAUGCCAGACGGGGUGCUGCCCACGGCAAUGCCGCCGCAAAUGCAUAUCACGGUGGCGGUGAAAGUGUUUUUCGCAGCUAUCGAAGCCGGCAUGGGGGGGGCGGAUGCUCUCUGCACGGAGCGCGUGAAGAGCCUGCACAGGGAAUUUCUGGCGGUCGAAUCUCAGCUCUCAGCGUACCUUACGCUCCAUUUCGUGGAGCUGGCCGCGUUCCCGGCGAAGACCCGCGACACUGUCUUGGCAGCGUACAACAUUGGUUUCAACGACUUUUUCCACGAUCUAGCGGCGCGGGGCGAGGACUUGCUGCAGGAACAUAGCAACGGCCCCCCAACGUCGGCCUCCGUCAUCAGCAUGGAGUCGCCGAAGUUCACGAAGCUAAAAAACCUGAUCAAGGAGGAAGACUCUAAUUCCCUCGUCGCGAGGUCAAAGUCAUGGUCCGCGGAGAAGACGGCCCCGCCCACCCCCGCCGCCGCAUCUGCCGCCGCCGCCUCCGCCGGGGAGGAGGGGGGGGGCGCGGGAGCGCCAACUUUGGCCGCGGGGCCGGGGCCGGGAGCGGGACUUGACGGGGCGGGCUCUGCCUUCAGGCAGAGCCGACAUCAGGAGGGAGGGGGUCUCCAGCGGGAGCCGGUACCCUCUUCGCAGACAUCGGGAGAUCCGUCGGGGUUCCCGGUGUCUCCACACCUGGGGACAGACGCUCUCGGAGCCGCAGGUCCGGAUGUUCAGCAAACACACGCCCACCAAUUCGCCGUAGUAGGAACCGCAGGGACAGAUGCUCACGGAGCCACAGGUCCGGAUGUUCACGGCUUCCACAGCUCAGAGUUGGCACUUGUAAGAACCGCAGGGACGGAUGCUCACGGAGCCGCAGGUCCGGAUGUUCAGUGCAAAAACACCCACAACGCAGAGUCCGCCGUAAUAGGAACCGGGGGACAGAUGCUCACGGAGCCACAGGUCCGGAUGUUCACGGCUUUCGCAGCACAGAGUUGGCACUUGUAAGAACCGUAGGGACGGAUGCUCACGGAGCCGCAGGUCCGGAUGUUCAGUGCAACCUUGUCGCAAAUGGAACACUCACAACGCCAAACGAGAAAACCAGUAGCUUCAGCAGGCUCCCAAAAAUCGGGGCUCGUUGGGAUCACGGGUCGGCUCGAUGGCCUCGAUAUGGAGGGGUUUCGAGUGAUAGGUCGCAGAGAAGCUCUCGAUGGCACGAACAAAAAGAAGCCCUCAACAACCCAGAACUCGAUCAGACAGAAAGAGAGCGCAUCCUUUACCUUCUCGCAAAAACGGGAACGAGCAUGAUGCGCGAACACGGAGGACGCAUAGGCGACGUAGCGCGCUGCUUGGGUGGUAACAUGGUGACCCCCCCAGUAGACCCCGCAGCCGUCAGAGACUAUUUCGGAAGGCGGAAGUGGUUUCCACAAAUCGAAGAACUGAUGACUAUCAUUACGGGGGGCAUGCCGGUUAUCACCGAGACCUCAAGCACAGACUUAGAGCGUGCGCUGCGUUACGG